AUGUCGAAGGCUAUAAGAAGUCACAAAUUAGGCAUUUUGAAAGCACUUGCUCCAGAGUAUAAGCCCUCUGAGGUUGUUGUUGAUUACCGCAACAAUAUUACCAACCCAGUGAAUAGCGUUGUUGAUCUUAAGGACAAGCUCCGGAGAUGGUGCAUGUCUGAAUGGUGCUGCACUGCAAUUGAUUACCCAUGGUUUCCCAAGAACGAUUUUUUUGCCGAGUACUUGAAUUUGGGUCAUGAGUCAGCGAAGAAUGAAUUUGUCAAGUGCCUGAAUCAAGUUGAGCUGGGACAUGGGCCAAAGCUGACUCGUGUUGAGUGGGGUGUUAUUACGAGUUCUUUUGGAAAGCCGCGUCGAUUCUCGAAGCAGUUUUUACAGGAGGAGAGAGAAAAGCUUUCUCAGUAUCACGAGUCAGUUGGACAACAGUAUCCUGAUCUUCAGUCUGUUGUUCGAGAAGGCCUACCGACUGACCUUGCUCAGCCUUUAGCAGUUGGACAGGGUGCUAUAGCCUGUCAUCCCAAAACAAGGGAACUUCAGGAUGGCAGUGUUUUGACUGUUGACCGUAAUCGUUGCCGGGUUCUUCAAAUUGAUGGGUCGGAGCUAAAAAGCGGUUAUGAGUUUGUGAUGGGAACCAAUAUGCAGAGGGAAGUGACACACCUAAGGUGGAAGAUAAUGUGCGAGGUUAGUUCGUCGAGGGUUAACAUACGGGACCUCCCAAGGUACUUGCUUGCCAACGAUUGGUAG
Lolium rigidum is the source of this 741-nucleotide messenger RNA. Its product is annotated as protein ALWAYS EARLY 2-like. NCBI's taxonomy places the organism in Eukaryota, Viridiplantae, Streptophyta, Magnoliopsida, Poales, Poaceae. The coding region runs from base 1 to 741 and encodes 246 amino acids. The record is from RefSeq and is a predicted model, not a curated record. Gene Ontology annotation, biological process: regulation of cell cycle; regulation of transcription by RNA polymerase II; DNA-templated transcription. Gene Ontology annotation, cellular component: nucleoplasm; transcription repressor complex. Gene Ontology annotation, molecular function: DNA binding. The transcript has 3 exons.